UUCGGUUCCCCUCCAAAACCCAAACCGAAGAUCUGCAACGUAACACGGAAAGUGAAGUCGCAUUCGGUGGAAUCGCCGACGAAGGAAGGAAGAACCCCAACGCUCUCAGCGACCACCGAUCAACCCUUUCCUCCGCCGUAGAAUCCAUUGAUCCAGCGUUGUGGGGAAUUCUUACUUGAUCAUGACUUCGAAUUCGAAACGAAGCAGUGCUACUAUCAAAGGGGAAAAAAUGUACAAAGGACAGCUAGUUGCGUCGCGUCCUAAAGGCUUUGCGCGGAGAAAGUGCGAGGAUCUUGUUUCGUUGACCCGCGGUGACUUUGGAACUAGUAAUGUGGGUCGUGUCGCGAUGUUUUUAGUUAAAGUUGCUGCUCUAGAGGCAGUAAGGAGAUUCUCCAAGAGUAAAUGUCCAUGUGUGUGGCGAGGCCUGCAGGGUUUACAAAUCCUUGUCUAUCCACCAUUUAAAUGGAUUCAGAGAUGGGCACCCUUUAGUGGUUUGGUGAAAAGCAUGCAGGUACUAUCAAGACCCUUACUGGUCCUUUCAAUUGCAACUGCUUUUACUGAUCCACCCCAAUGCAGUGAUGGAACCUCAAAUUGUAUUUCUGAUUCCCGUGAUUCAGAAUCUGAAGUAUCUGCUGAAUCAUCUCCUGUGCAAGCUAAUUUGAAUACAAGUCAAUCUGAGAGAGCUCCUAGAGUUCUAGAAUAUGAGAACUGGUUGACUCAACUCGAGCAAGAGCUGGAAAAUCAAGGGAUUAGUUUGCCAGAAAGAAUCAAUGAUGAUGAGCUCCUCAGAUUUUACAAAGCUUCUGAUAAUGACUAUUCAUGCUUCCUUACCUCAAUCAAGAAGACAAUACGCUGGCGAGAGAGGUACCGAUUUCUCUCAGGAGAAGAGCUGGAAAUGUGGUCAAAUUUGGUGUUCUGGCAUGGAUUUGAUUUGUUGCAAAGACCUUGCCUCGUUUUAAGGCUUGGUAUAGCUUGCAGCAAAUUGGCAUCCCAAGAUAAACCUCGGUUUACUCAGGCCAUCAUAUCACAGGUAGAAUAUGGUGUCUUGCACUUGGUUGAUGCAGACAACCCUCAAAUUACAGUAUUGGUGGACUGUGAAGGGUUAUCUCCUUUGAAAAUUCCCAUGCAAAUGUUGAAAUCUUGUUCGUCCCUUCUGCAAGAUCACUUUCCUAAUUGUCUUGGUUGUUUGUUUGUCAUACGACUUCCAGCCAUUGUUCGUGUUGUUGCCCAGACUUUUAUUCAGGUUUUAAAACCCGCUACUAGGAAAAAGUUGAAAUUAGUAGGAGAAAUGUAUCAGAAGGUUCUUUCUGACAAUCUGCCGACACUACCAUCAUAUCUUGGAGGCAGCUGCACUUGCAUGAAAUGUGCUAAAAUUGGCAAGUGGGAUGUUUUUCAACCUAAUGAAACUGGGACCAGCCGGAUUGACAGGGAGGAGGAUAUCAGUGACAAUGAGGAUUCACCAUCACUGCGUCAGUCUACUGAAUUUGAUGGCCGCCAAAACAACACUUAUGACCAGUUGCUAAGAACUGCUGUAAUAAGUAUUCUCGUGUUUUGGGUUGUCGUAGCUCUUGGUGCUGGAAUAUACGAACCUGGUAGUUCGUCCUCUUAAUGUAAGCUUGGCCAAAUUAGUUUUAUUUCUUUAGUUGAAUAAAAAUCUAUAGAGAACACCUCUAGUAUGAAUUUGUGUUUCUAAAUUUGAAGGCGGUGUUAUGAGAACUGUAAAGAUAAACUGUUUCAGAUUGUUAAGAUAAAAGAUCUCCAGUUAUGGCUUGCACUGCUGUGUAAUAAAAGCUUUCUUGGGUUUUAUCA
Messenger RNA from Lotus japonicus, 1809 nucleotides. RefSeq names its product phosphatidylinositol/phosphatidylcholine transfer protein SFH3. The transcript is spliced from 7 exons. Bases 182 to 1609 code for a protein of 475 amino acids. The record is from RefSeq and is a predicted model, not a curated record. NCBI's taxonomy places the organism in Eukaryota, Viridiplantae, Streptophyta, Magnoliopsida, Fabales, Fabaceae.